AUUCGCCUCGAAGCCGAAGAUGAAGGUGUCCCCAGUACCGCAAUUCGCGAAAUUUCUCUCCUUAAAGAAAUGAACUACCCAAACAUUGUCCGUCUCCUCAACAUCGUACACGCUGAUGGCCACAAACUCUACCUCGUCGUCGAAUUUCUGGAUCUAGAUUUGAAGCGAUACAUGGAGGCGCUCCCAGUGUCUGAUGGUGGACGAGGCAAAUCUCUUCCUGAAGGAUCUGGACCUGACUUGGGAAGACUCGGCUUGGGAGACGCGAUGGUAAAGAAGUUCAUGAGUCAAUUGUGCGAGGGUGUUCGAUACUGUCACAGCCAUCGCGUCCUACAUCGAGAUCUCAAGCCGCAGAAUCUAUUGAUCGAUCGCGAAGGAAACCUUAAGCUUGCGGAUUUCGGUCUUGUGCGCGCUUUCGGUGUUCCUCUUCGCACCUACACCCAUGAAGUUGUCACCCUCUGGUACAGAUCACCAGAGAUUCUACUUGGAGGCCGCCAAUACUCGACUGGUGUUGAUAUGUGGUCUUUUGGAUGUAUCUUUGCUGAGAUGUGCACUCGGAAACCCCUAUUCCCUGGCGAUUCUGAGAUCAAUGAAAUCUUCAAGAUCUUCCAACUGUUAGGCAUCCCCACCGAAGCCGACUGGCCCGGCGUCAUGGACAAGACCUGCUUCCCCGACUUCAAAUCCUCCUUCCCCAAAUGGCAACGCGACCAAUUCAAACCCCUCUGCACCAACCUCGGCGAUCACGGCCUCGACCUUCUUGAAAUGAUGCUGGUCUACGAUCCUGCCGGCCGCAUCUCUGCCAAGCAAGCCUGCAUCCAUCCCUACAUCCAUCCCUACUUCGAAGAUGGUAACUUAAUCUAUUAG
Messenger RNA from Hyaloscypha bicolor E, 861 nucleotides. RefSeq names its product cell division control protein 2. Gene Ontology annotation, cellular component: cytoplasm; nucleus; cyclin-dependent protein kinase holoenzyme complex. Gene Ontology annotation, molecular function: ATP binding; cyclin binding; cyclin-dependent protein serine/threonine kinase activity. Gene Ontology annotation, biological process: G1/S transition of mitotic cell cycle; regulation of gene expression; signal transduction. NCBI's taxonomy places the organism in Eukaryota, Fungi, Ascomycota, Leotiomycetes, Helotiales, Hyaloscyphaceae. The record is from RefSeq and is a predicted model, not a curated record. The transcript has 2 exons. The annotation marks the transcript as partial.